GAACAGCACAUUCGAGAAUGACAAUGUCUAUUAAAAUUAAAGAUGAUUCCCACCAACAAAUGUUAAAUAGAGAUACGGUAAUUUUAUUGAGAGAGGCUAAUUUUAAACUUUUAAAGAGACCUUCUAUAAAUGAAACAAAAGCUCAGGCACUUGAAAGAGAGGAAAUAAUUCAUUAUUUUGAGACAUUAAUUGAUUUGAUUAGAAAAGCAAGAAUUUCACAAAAAAAAGUUUUAAUUCAUUCAUUGAGAGGAAGAAAUAGAGCACCUGCAUUUGUGGCUGCAUAUUUAAUGCAUUGUAAUAGAGUUACUAGAGUUAGGGCAAUUAAUAAAAUUACAAAAAUGAUGAGUUCUAAUAGACCUGGUAUUUGUAUUUCUGACACUUUACAAAAGGCUUUGAUGCGUUGGUAA
Molecule: messenger RNA, 407 nt
Organism: Meloidogyne enterolobii
Lineage: Eukaryota; Metazoa; Nematoda; Chromadorea; Rhabditida; Meloidogynidae
Source: the annotation of a GenBank genome assembly